AUGACUCCAGGUGCAGGAGUGAGAUCCAGCUGGGUUCCAACACUGGAGCAGCCCAGAGAAGACGGCAGCCUCCACAGAAACCAGGGUGGGGUUGGAGAGGUCUUCCCAAAGGCAAGGCUUAUUAGACGUCAAGGCAGAGUGGGAGUACUCAACCAGGAUUUUAACUGGAAUGUCAGCCAUGUCAUUGGGAAACUUUCUGAGGACCACCAAGAAACCUUCAGGAUCCAUCAACCAGAGAUCAACUCUCCUAACUGGUCCUCCACCUCUGCAGAGACCGUGAUUUCCUAUGGAGAGAGCAACCUUCAGCGCAUCAUUGGGGGAUACAUCGUUGCCCCUCACUCUUCCAAUUACCUUGUGUCUCUGAAGAGGAACACCGGCUACCAUUUCUGUGGAGGAGCACUGAUCAGUCGUAGAUGGGUCCUGACGGCAGCACAUUGCAAAACUGGGAUCAACCAGAUGUUGAUUGUUGCCGGGGAAUAUUCUCUCUCCACUUUUGAAGGCACAGAACAGAUAUUCCGGCCUGCCCGCAUGGUGGUCCAUCCUGAUUACAGUGCCACGUCCAAAAAUGCAGACAUUAUGCUCAUUAAGUUGAAGAAGCCAGUAUUGUACAGCGCUUCCGUCUCCAUCGUCCCUCUUCCCCAGCAAGGAGCGACAGUAAGAGAUGGCCGUAUCUGCCAAGUCUCUGGCUGGGGCUACACCACCCCCAUUGGGGGGAGGACCUCCGACACUUUGCGCAGCGUUCGCCUCCCCAUCAUCGCCACUUGGAAGUGUAACAGCUCAGCCUCAUACGCCGGAUACAUCACCAAGAACAUGAUCUGCGCCGGCUUCAGCACUGGGGGCAAAGAUGCAUGCCAGGGAGACUCUGGCGGGCCACUGGUCUGCGAAGGACGGGUAUUUGGCAUCGUUUCCUGGGGACACAGCUGUGCCAGUCCCAGGUAUCCGGGAGUCUACACAGCUGUGGCCAACUUUCAGAAAUGGAUCUACAAGACAAUCUUCAAGCAAUAGCUCACGUACACCAUUUUUCACCGC
Molecule: messenger RNA, 1029 nt
Organism: Heteronotia binoei (common prickly gecko)
Lineage: Eukaryota; Metazoa; Chordata; Lepidosauria; Squamata; Gekkonidae
Product: trypsin-3-like
Exons: 6
Coding region: 1-1005 (334 amino acids)
Biological process (GO): proteolysis
Molecular function (GO): serine-type endopeptidase activity
Source: RefSeq, a predicted model, not a curated record